Messenger RNA from Alosa alosa (allis shad), 1722 nucleotides. Its product is annotated as kelch-like protein 20. The transcript is spliced from 9 exons. The annotation marks the transcript as partial. Lineage: Eukaryota; Metazoa; Chordata; Actinopteri; Clupeiformes; Clupeidae. The record is from RefSeq and is a predicted model, not a curated record. Gene Ontology annotation, molecular function: protein binding.
UUUGCCUGGUGACAGGCGAGUUCUAUAAAACUCCAACAGGGGGCGGUAACAUGUCAUUUUUCGUAGAUGAUGUCUUAGAGAAAUUCAGAGAAGAAGACAUGGCGUCACGACUCCGCAUAAACAAUCUGAGGUCGACACUGACAGAAAUUAGAAGAUUUGACUGCUGAAAAAUGUUCAACAGGUGGUUUUGCCAUCAGGUUCUUUACCACGAUGCCUUUGUAGUUUGCUUGUCUAGAUUUAUGGGUUUAAGGUGUCCGCUGCAUUGACGUAAACACUGGAUCUGGAAGAACAUGAACCAUCUGUAAGAGAGUGACCAGAACAGUGAUCAGAAAAAUGGAAAUAAUGGUUGUGAACGUAUCGCCCACUUCCCCUGCUACGGCAACUCUUCCUCCAUCUCCUGUUCUGGAGGAAUCCGGUUUUCCCCUCGCCUCCUUGGACAGUGAGGAAUACGUGUUUGUAGAGGCACGCCAUCCCAACAAGGUGCUGGAAGGCCUCAACAGUCUGCGCCUGAAUAAUGCCUUUUGUGAUGUGACACUGUGCUGCGGAGGACAGGAGUUUCCCUGCCAUCGCAUCGUGCUUGCCUCUUUUAGCUCCUAUUUUCAGGCCAUGUUUUCCACUGAUCUAAUGGAGUCGCGUCAGGAGCGCGUGGCCAUCAACGGUGUGGAGCCGCAGAUGAUUGGCAUGCUGGUGAGCUACGCCUACACGGCCGAGGUGGUCAUUUCCAAAGCCAAUGUACAGGCCCUCCUGGCCGCCGCCAACCUCCUGGACGUGAUGGCAGUGCGUGAGGCCUGCUGCCGCUUCAUGGAGCGCCAGAUGGACGAGAUCAACUGUGUGGGCAUCCACUGUUUCGCCGAGGCGCACUCCUGUCACGAGCUGGAGCGCCGCAGCAUGGAGUACAUCCAGCAGCACUUCAGCACCGUCUGCCAGCAGGAGGAGUUCCUGUCUCUGUGUGCUGACAAGCUGACUGAGAUUAUCUCCAGCGACCACCUGAACGUGCCAAAAGAGGAAACAGUGUUUGAGGCAGCAAUGCUCUGGCUAAACAAGAGCACGUCUCGGAGACAGAGCUUUGAAAAAGUGCUUGAACACAUUCGCAUGCCCCUCAUAAGCCCGUACUACAUCCAUGACGUCAUUGAGUCCCUGGAUGUGGUCAAGGAGUCCCUCAAGUGCCAGAGGCUCAUCUCCGAGGCCAAGGAUUACAUGCUGCUGCAGGACCGCAGAGGGGAGCUCUACGGCCCCAGGGCUCGGCCUCGCCGCUCCACAGGCACAGCUGAAGUCAUUGUGACAGUUGGUGGGGAGGACGACAAGGUGGUUCUACGAAGUGUGGAGAGCUUUGACCCCCUGACCAACCAGUGGAAGAGCCUUGCUUGUCUUCCAUUUGCUGUCAGCAAACACGGUUUAGUUGUUUCAGGCUCCAUGUUAUAUCUAGCAGGAGGGGAGUUCCCAGAUGGCUCAGCCAGCCGUGAGAUGUGGCGCUAUGACCCCUGCUUUGACUCAUGGCAGGAGAUGGCCCCAAUGAAUGUAGCACGCUCAGAACUGGGUCUAGUCAUGCUGGAUGGAUAUGUGUUUGCUGUGGGGGGCUGGGAGGGCCGCUCUCGCCUAGACACAGUGGAGUGCUACAAUCCCCACACCAACAGCUGGCAGUUCAUGGAAUCAGUCAAGAUGGCAGUCACCAGCCCUGCUGUGGUAGCAUUAGAUGGUCUUCUUUAUGUCACAGGUGGAGCU